Molecule: messenger RNA, 3427 nt
Organism: Oryzias melastigma (Indian medaka)
Lineage: Eukaryota; Metazoa; Chordata; Actinopteri; Beloniformes; Adrianichthyidae
Gene: fam184aa
Product: protein FAM184A
Source: RefSeq, a predicted model, not a curated record
UAAGCCACAAUGAUAGAUCAGCUCAGCUGUCCAGAGAGCUUGGAUUCACACUGCAAAAUCAGAAGCGUUGAUUCAACUUUCAUGGGUUCAAUUCAGCUCUUUCAAAGUGUUUAUUUACUGUUGAAAGAAUAAAGUUGGAACGACACUCUUUGUGGCUGAAUUUCAACACAAAGAGUGCAGAAUUUUAAGUUGUAGUGUCAAAACUUAACACUGGUGUUUUAAAGCAUUGGAUAAAGUUUAAAACAUCAACACUUUAGAAAGUGUCAUGUUACCAUGAACUCUGGAAAAACAUGCUGUCCACGACGAAGCUGAAAAAAUCCCCAUCUGUGCAUGAGGAAAAACACAAGUGACAGCUUGAAAAACUAUGAAACAGCGUAGAAAAACGGCUUUACAAAAACCCGGAAAUCGUAUUAUAACUUUAAUAGCAGGUAUGACUUUCAAUAGGGCAGAAGGUUCAUUUGAAUCAAACUUUAUUGUUCAGUGAGUCCAGACAACACCAUAAAAACACAACCUGCUUAAGGAAUAAAAGAGAACAAAGUAACAACAGCGAGAGUUUAUCUGCACUGAUGGUCGGAUCAUUUAAAAAACAAACCUCAUUCAAAAUACAACAGAUACAUUUUAAACAUUUAUAAUAGUAAAAAUACACGAGUAAAACAAUAAAAAAAAAUGAAAACUAAAAACACAAAAGACUUUUUAUACAAACAAUAAAAGACUUUUACUCUGAAAAAAAGAACAACAAAAACAAAUCUCCGCAUCCAAUCCUCCGCGCGCGCGCUAGCUCCGAUUGGACGAGCAUCUGGCGCACGUCUCCGCCCCCCUCAGUGCACGCGCUUGCUGUGGUCGCGUGAGGCAGAGCGAUACUGCACGCGGCUGGCUGUUCCAUCUCUGCCCGUCCCCCCUCCCGCCGCGACAGCAACGAGAUGCCCCCGCUUCAGCGCUGACCCCCCCCCUCCCGCUCCGGUCGAUCCGCGCGCUCGCUCCGGUUCGUUCCCGGUGAAGAUGGCGGCGGGGGCCGGCUGGCAGCCUUCCUUCAGCUCCACGAGCGCCGCCAAAUUCAUCCCGCCCCCCCCGUCCGGACUGACGCUGGAGUACACGCGGGACCUCCACCUGAAGAUGAGCAAGAAGAUCGCUCAGCUCACCAAGGUCAUUUAUGCUCUCAACACCAAGAACGAUGAACAUGAGGAGGAGAUCGAGUCUCUGAAGGAGGCGCACGAGGACGAGGUCCAGCACAUCGUGACAGAAACCAGAGAUAAGAUCAUGCAGUACAAGACCAAGAUGGCGGACGAGGCGGACCUGCGGCGCCGGCUGGCCAGCCUGGAGGAGUCUGUGGAGCUUCAUGAGCACAUGAAGAGACAGGCUCUGGCAGAGUUUGAGAUGUACCGGCAGAGGAUGGAGGACUCACAGCUCUGCACCGAGGCGCAGCACACGCAGAGGGUGGUGUCCAUGAGCAGGGAGGUGGAGGAGAUGCGUCGGGACUUUGAGGAGAAGCUGCGAGCCUUCAGCCAGGCUCAGGCCCAGUUUGAGGCUGAAAAACGGCGAGCGCUGGACGAGCUAAGGGCCACCCACCGCCACGAGGUGGACGAGCUUCGCAACAACCAGCAGAACCAGAGCGCCACCUCCACAGAAGACCAGGAGAGAAUGGCGGAGCUUCACAGGCAGGAGGUGGAGGCUCUGAUGGAGAGGGUGGAGGACAUCACCAAGGACAAGGUCCGCCUGGUGGAGGAGUACGAGGCCAAGCUGGCCAAAGCUCAGGAGUAUUACGAGAGGGAGCUGGAGGCCAUGAGGAGGACGCACCAGCUCACCACGGAGAACCUGCUGGCCUGGAAGAGAACGGAGGUGGAGCUCCGGAAGGAGUUCCAGGCCCAGGAAGCGGCGCUGCAGCGCUCCCUGUCCAAGCUGAGGAGCGAGCUCCAGAAGGCUCAGGAGGAGGCGCGCGAGAACCGAGACAAGACCAACAGGCUGCAGACGUCGCUGGCCAACGCGGAGGGAACCAUCAAGAACCUUCACAAGCAGCUGGAGGAGGCCAUCCAGGACGGCGAGAUCUGGGUGAUGCAGCUGAAGGACACGGAGUACGAGCUGGAGAGCAGCAGGGAGCGCGUGCAGCAACAGGCCACCGAGAUCCUUCACAAAGCCGGUCAGAUCGGUUCCCUGCAGGCCACACAAAUGGCUCACGAGGCCACCAUCCGGAACCUGGACCAGGACCAGAGCCGGCUCAAGGAGAAGAUCAGUCGGCUGGAGGAGGAGCGGGAGGUUCUGCUCAACCAGAGCCAGCUCCUCAGUGAGCAGCACAAACAGCAGGUGCUGAAGCUGGAGCAGUCUCUGCGGGAGGACCAUCAGGGCUACGAGAAGGAGCUGUCCAGGCUGAGAGCCCACUAUGAGGAGGAGACGCUGCGCUUUAAGGAGGCGCAGGUCAGAGCCCUGGAGGAGCUGGAGGAGAAGCACAGAGCCAUCAGGGAGGAGGCCCUGCAGGAGAAGGAGGAGGAGAAGAAGCUCCUCAUCACCAAAAUGAGUCAGGAGUUUGACAUCAAGCGUCUGUCACUGGAGGAGCAGAGAGACCGCCUCCAGCAGCAGCUGGACAACCUGAAGGAGGAGCUCUCAGCCAAACUCAACAUGGCCAAUCAGGAGGUGUCCCACCUCCAGGAGCUGGUGAGGGAGAAGGAGCAGAACCUCAGCUCAGCGCAGACGCAGAUCAGCUGCCUGAAGGAGACGCAGGAGAAGCUGAGGAUAGAGCUGGAUGCAACCAGAGCCCGCGUCCGGGAGACCAGCAACCUGCUGACGGACCUCCAGGAGGAGAUCGAGACCCAGAAACAGCAGCACGAGGCCCGAGUCAUGUCCAUCCGGACCGAGGAGAAGCAGAAGAUGGACAAGAUGGCGGAUGACCUGGAUCAGAAAUGGAGAGAUGCUCUGCGGGAGGAGGUGCGCCUGCUGAAGGAGGAGCUGACUGAGGAGUACGAGGCCGACAAGCAGGCGGCUCUGACCCAGCUGUCCCAGCAGAAGGAGAUCGAACUGAUGGCGGCUAGAGAGAGCUGGCAGAGGAAGGUGGAGGACCUGCUGGAACAGAUCUCCCUGCUGAAGCAGUCUCUGGAGCUGCAGCUCUCCCAGUCUCAGGCGGCUCUGCAGCAGCUGCAGUCUCAGUUCAGCCAGGAGAGGGAGCUGCUGAGCCAGCAGCUGAAAGAGAUGCAGAGGGAGCAUCAGAGGAGGGAGCACCGGCUGCAGGAGGCACACUGCUGUGCCCUCAGCACCAUGGAGGAGGCCCGGCAGCACCAGAUCAGAGCCCUAGAGGAGCGUCUGAAGCAGGAGCAGAGAGAGGAGGUCCAUGCCCUGAAGGAGGCGCACAGGAGAACUUUGGAAAUCCUGCGGCAGCAAUCGGAACAGGAGCUGCAGACUCUGCGCUUCGAGCUAGAGGACGAAGGAAAGGCCAAGCUGG